AUGAGGGAGAUCGACGUGGCUGAAGAGCAGGUAGCUUCCAAGAAAGUGUCGGAAGCGAUCACCAGGACGCUUCCUUUCCUGCGUCGGUACGCCCGGGCCGUCACCGGCUCGCAGCAGCAGGGCGACGAAUGGGUUCGCCUCUGCGCUGAAGUUGCCGUUCAGCAGCCGGAACUGAUCGCCGAGGCCGAGGAUACCAAGGUCGGCGUGUUCGCGCUGUUCCAUCGCCUGCGCCAGCCGUUCGGGGAUAUCGAGGAAGCGGCCGCCGGUGGCGAGAGCGUUCGCGGGCGGCUGAAGGAAUCGCUGACCGACAUGGCGCCGAUGCAGCGCCAGGUGCUGCUGCUCACCGUGCUCGAGGGCUUCACGGUCACCGAUGCCGCUCACAUCCUGGGUGUAAGCGUCGACGACGCGGAGCGCAGCCUCGAGGAAGCACGUCGCGAACUGCAGCGUGUCGCGUCUGUCCGCAUCCUCGUGAUCGAGGACGACGCGGUCAUCGCGCUCGACGUCGCCGACAUCGUGCGCAACGCCGGCCAUGAGGUCGUGGGCAUCGCUGCUACCGAAAAAACCGCCAUCGAACUGGCCAAGAAGCACUCGCCCCAUCUCGUGCUGGCCGACAUCCAGCUUCGCGGCUCGGACAGCGGCAUCUCGGCGGUGAACCAGAUCAUGAAGUCGAUGUCUGUUCCG
Messenger RNA from Ostertagia ostertagi, 681 nucleotides. Lineage: Eukaryota; Metazoa; Nematoda; Chromadorea; Rhabditida; Trichostrongylidae. The record is from the annotation of a GenBank genome assembly.